Molecule: messenger RNA, 483 nt
Organism: Lactuca virosa
Lineage: Eukaryota; Viridiplantae; Streptophyta; Magnoliopsida; Asterales; Asteraceae
Source: the annotation of a GenBank genome assembly
AUGGUGCUUUCAUUCCCGUUCAUCAUAUCUCCCUAUCAAAAUCCAUCCAUCGAUGUCACACCGUCAAGUAUCCGCGAGCAACUCUCAACACUCAUCGCUAUUUCCACCGCUAAUGUCUGUCGUCUUGAUGCAAUUAUCACAGAAAUGGCCACCAUCAACACCCUCAUCGACAUUCAAAUCGGAACCAUGGCCAAACUCAUCUUGCCUCCACCUCCGCUUCCACCACCGAAUCAACAACCUAGGUCGCCACCGCCGACAUCCACACCGCCACUACCGCCGCCAAAACAUCUGUUAUUGCCACCGCCGCCUCCAAAACCAUUGCAAUCGCCCAUGUCAACCCAAAAACUACUUCUACCGUCACAACUACUGUCAUCAUUAACCAUGACACCUUCACCACAACAACAAUUCCUACCACCGAUGGUCCCACCCCCGAAAACUACCUACAUAAAACUACUAAAAACAAUUCCAGUUAACAAAAACUAA